AUGAGAUCAGUGACUACUGGUGACGAGAGUGCGCCACGGGAACGCCCGUUCGGUUUUGUCUCGUUACAGUCCCUACCUGUUUAUGAAAGUCAUUACUGCAGAAAAGAAUCAUCAAAGUUAUACUUGCCUUCUCAUUAUACUUUGAAUAAAUGCUAUGAAAUGUAUUCAAAGGAUCUUAUUAAUCCUGUCAGUAGGAAAAUAUAUGAGAAAAUGUUUCAUGAAGCUAAUAUAAACAUAAAAGGAACUAAAAAAAGAUACUUGUAA
Macrosiphum euphorbiae (potato aphid) is the source of this 264-nucleotide messenger RNA. The record is from the annotation of a GenBank genome assembly. Lineage: Eukaryota; Metazoa; Arthropoda; Insecta; Hemiptera; Aphididae.